Molecule: messenger RNA, 6018 nt
Organism: Tauraco erythrolophus (red-crested turaco)
Lineage: Eukaryota; Metazoa; Chordata; Aves; Musophagiformes; Musophagidae
Source: RefSeq, a predicted model, not a curated record
GUGCCCUCCUCGAACUUUUUUACCAGCACUGUGCAAAAUUUUUCUUGAUGAAAGUGCUCCAGACAAUGUAUUAGAAGUAACAGCUCGUGCCAUAACGUAUUAUCUGGAUGUAUCAGCUGAAUGCACCCGUAGGAUUGUGGGAGUGGAUGGAGCUAUCAAGGCACUUUGUAAUCGUUUAGUAGUUGUCGAACUUAACAACAGAACGAGCAGAGAUUUGGCUGAGCAGUGUGUGAAGGUGUUAGAAUUAAUCUGUACCCGUGAGUCUGGAGCUGUGUUUGAAGCUGGAGGGUUGAAUUGUGUUCUCACAUUCAUUCGUGACAGCGGACACCUUGUUCAUAAAGAUACUUUGCAUUCAGCUAUGGCUGUUGUAUCCAGACUCUGUGGCAAAAUGGAGCCUCAGGAUUCUUCAUUAGAGAUCUGUGUGGAAUCACUAUCUAGUUUAUUAAAACAUGAAGAUCAUCAGGUUUCAGAUGGAGCUCUGAGAUGCUUUGCUUCAUUAGCAGACAGAUUCACACGGCGUGGAGUUGACCCAGCUCCAUUAGCUAAGCAUGGAUUAACUGAGGAGUUGUUAUCUCGCAUGGCAGCUGCUGGUGGGACAGCAUUAGGACCAUCUUCAGCUUGCAAACCUGGACGGAGUAGCACUGGAGCACCAUCUACAGCUGCAGAUUCUAAAUUAAGUAAUCAGGUGUCAACUAUUGUAAGCCUGUUGUCAACCCUGUGUAGAGGCUCUCCAGUAGUAACACAUGAUCUCCUAAGAUCUGAACUUCCAGAUUCUAUAGAAAGUGCGUUGCAGGGUGAUGAGAGAUGUGUACUGGAUACCAUGCGGUUAGUAGAUCUUCUUUUGGUGCUACUGUUCGAAGGGAGAAAAGCCCUGCCAAAAUCCAGUGCUGGAUCUACAGGCAGAAUCCCAGGAUUGCGAAGACUGGAUAGUUCUGGGGAACGUUCUCAUCGGCAGCUGAUAGAUUGCAUCCGCAGUAAGGAUACAGAUGCACUAAUAGAUGCUAUUGACACAGGAGCUUUUGAAGUAAAUUUUAUGGAUGAUGUAGGACAAACUCUUUUAAACUGGGCCUCAGCUUUUGGAACUCAGGAAAUGGUAGAGUUUCUCUGUGAAAGGGGUGCUGAUGUUAACAGAGGUCAGAGGUCAUCCUCCUUACAUUAUGCAGCAUGUUUUGGAAGACCUCAGGUAGCAAAGACUCUCCUACGACAUGGUGCAAACCCUGAUUUGAGAGAUGAAGAUGGGAAAACUCCUUUAGACAAAGCUCGUGAAAGGGGUCACAGUGAAGUAGUAGCUAUUCUUCAGUCUCCAGGGGACUGGAUGUGUCCUGUUAACAAAGGAGAUGAGAAGAAAAAGAAAGAUGCAAACAAAGACGAAGAAGAAUGUAAUGAACCCAAAGGAGAUCCAGAAAUGGCACCCAUAUACUUGAAAAGAUUAUUGCCUGUGUUUGCACAAACAUUUCAACAAACUAUGUUGCCUUCAAUAAGGAAAGCAAGCCUUGCCCUCAUUAGAAAAAUGAUACAUUUUUGUUCUGAGGCACUGCUGAAAGAGGUUUGUGACUCUGAUGCUGGCCACAAUCUGCCCACGAUACUGGUUGAGAUAACAGCUACAGUUCUUGAUCAAGAGGAUGAUGAUGAUGGCCAUUUGCUAGCCUUGCAAAUCAUAAGGGAUUUGGUGGAUAAAGGUGGUGAUCUUUUUCUAGACCAACUGGCUAGACUUGGUGUAAUUAGUAAAGUGUCAACUUUGGCGGGGCCAUCAUCUGAUGAUGAAAAUGAAGAGGAGUCUAAACCGGAGAAAGAGGAUGAACCACAGGAGGAUGCUAAAGAACUGCAACAGGGUAAACCAUAUCACUGGAGAGACUGGUCAAUCAUUAGGGGAAGGGACUGCCUGUAUAUCUGGAGUGAUGCUGCAGCCCUGGAGCUAUCUAAUGGUAGUAAUGGAUGGUUCAGAUUUAUCUUGGAUGGAAAACUGGCCACAAUGUAUUCCAGUGGCAGUCCUGAAGGAGGAUCCGAUAGUUCAGAAAGUAGGAGUGAGUUCCUUGAGAAGUUGCAAAGAGCUCGAAGCCAAGUAAAGCCAUCUACCACAAGCCAGCCGAUUUUAUCGGCACCAGGGCCAACUAAACUUACUGUGGGAAACUGGUCACUCACCUGUUUAAAAGAAGGAGAAAUUGCUAUUCACAAUUCUGAUGGUCAGCAAGCUACAAUACUGAAAGAAGAUCUGCCAGGCUUUGUAUUCGAAUCUAACAGAGGAACAAAGCAUUCGUUUACAGCUGAAACUUCUUUGGGGUCGGAAUUUGUGACUGGCUGGACAGGCAAAAGAGGAAGAAAGCUGAAAUCUAAACUGGAGAAGACAAAGCAAAAGGUACGCACGAUGGCAAGAGAUUUAUAUGAUGAUCAUUUUAAAGCUGUUGAAAGCAUGCCUCGAGGAGUAGUUGUAACACUGAGGAACAUAGCAACGCAGUUAGAGUCUGCAUGGGAGCUUCAUACGAACAGACAGUGUAUUGAAGGAGAAAAUACUUGGAGAGAUUUAAUGAAGACUGCUUUGGAAAACUUAAUCGUACUAUUGAAGGAUGAGAAUACUAUUUCGCCAUACGAAAUGUGCAGUAGUGGCUUAGUUCAAUCAUUGCUUACAGUUUUAAAUAAUAAUGUCGAUUUAGAUGUGAAACAAGACUGUAGUCAACUGGUAGAGAGAAUAAAUGUUUUCAAAACAGCAUUCAGUGAAAACGAGGAUGAUGAAAGUCGUCCAGCAGUUGCAUUAAUUCGGAAAUUGAUAGCAGUGUUAGAAUCUAUCGAACGGCUACCUCUCCACUUGUAUGAUACACCAGGAUCAACAUAUAAUCUUCAGAUAUUAACAAGGCGCUUGAGGUUUCGUUUGGAACGUGCCUCGGGGGAGACAUCUUUAAUAGAUCGAACUGGUAGAAUGCUAAAAAUGGAGCCAUUGGCAACCGUUGAAUCUCUAGAACAGUAUCUCCUGAAAAUGGUAGCAAAGCAAUGGUACGACUUUGAUAGGGCUUCAUUUGUUUUUGUACGAAAACUACGUGAAGGCCAAACAUUUGUGUUCAGGCAUCAACAUGAUUUUGAUGAAAAUGGAAUUAUUUACUGGAUUGGGACAAAUGCAAAAACUGCAUAUGAGUGGGUAAAUCCAGCAGCCUAUGGGUUAGUAGUGGUUACAUCCUCAGAAGGAAGAAAUCUGCCUUAUGGCCGUUUAGAAGACAUCCUAAGCCGUGACAGUUCAGCUCUCAAUUGUCAUACUAACGAUGAUAAGAAUGCUUGGUUUGCCAUAGAUCUUGGUCUUUGGGUUAUACCAUCAGCUUACACAUUACGCCAUGCUCGAGGUUAUGGACGAUCUGCUCUCAGAAAUUGGGUUUUCCAGGUAUCUAAGGAUGGACAGAACUGGACUACUUUGUAUACUCAUGUUGAUGACUGUAGUCUCAACGAACCAGGAUCUACAGCAACGUGGCCUUUAGAUCCUCCAAAAGAUGAGAAACAAGGUUGGAGACAUGUUAGAAUAAAACAGAUGGGAAAGAAUGCCAGUGGGCAAACACACUACCUCUCUCUGUCUGGAUUUGAACUUUAUGGCACUGUGAAUGGAGUAUGUGAAGAUCAGCUGGGAAAAGCUGCUAAAGAAGCUGAAGCAAAUCUGCGAAGGCAGCGACGCCUGGUCCGUUCUCAGGUGUUGAAAUAUAUGGUUCCAGGAGCUCGUGUAAUCAGAGGAAUUGAUUGGAAAUGGAGAGAUCAGGAUGGAAGCCCACAGGGUGAAGGCACUGUUACAGGAGAAUUGCAUAAUGGCUGGAUUGAUGUCACCUGGGAUGCUGGUGGCUCUAACUCUUACCGUAUGGGCGCAGAAGGAAAGUUUGACCUCAAGCUUGCACCAGGGUACGACCCUGAUUCAGCGGCAUCACCCAAACCUGUUUCAUCCACUGUUUCAGGCACAACGCAGUCAUGGAGCAGCUUGGUGAAAAACAACUGUCCAGACAAGACGACUGCUGCUGCAGGCUCCUCAAGUAGAAAAGGAAGCAGCAGUUCUGUGUGUAGCGUGGCCAGUAGCAGCGACAUCAGCUUGGGUUCGACCAAAAUGGAGCGGAGAUCAGAAAGUGUAAUGGAGCAAAAUAUAGUUUCAGGCACUGACGUCCAUGAACCAAUUGUUGUUCUGUCUUCCGCUGAUAGCGUGCCUCAGGCUGAAGUAGGGUCAUCUUCCAGUGCAAGCACCAGCACCUUAACAGCGGACAUGGGAAACGAAAACGCAGAGAGAAAGAUAGGUCCUGAUAACUCGAUACGUACUCCUGGGGAGUCCAGUGCUAUAUCCAUGGGAAUUGUUAGUGUAAGCUCUCCUGAUGUGAGUUCAGUCUCCGAACUGACUAAUAAAGAAGCAACUUCCCAACGACCUCUAAGCUCUUCAGCAAGUAACAGACUCUCAGUCAGUUCUUUGUUGGCUGCUGGGGCACCAAUGAGCUCCAGUGCAAGCGUUCCUAACUUAUCAUCUCGAGAAACUUCCAGCCUGGAGUCCUUUGUACGAAGAGUGGCAAACAUAGCACGUACCAAUGCCACAAACAACAUGAAUUUAAGCCGAAGUAGCAGUGAUAACAAUACUAAUACGUUGGGGAGAAAUGUCAUGAGUACUGCAACUUCUCCUCUUAUGGGUGCCCAAAGUUUUCCUAAUCUGACUACAACUGGUACCACAUCAACAGUGACCAUGUCUACAUCCAGUGUUACUAGCAGCAGCAAUGUAGCUACAGCAACUACAGUUUUAUCUGUUGGUCAGUCGCUUAGUAAUACUCUAACUACUAGCCUAACAUCAACAUCUAGUGAGAGCGAUACAGGUCAGGAGGCAGAAUAUUCUUUAUAUGAUUUUCUUGAUAGCUGCCGAGCUAGUACUCUGUUGGCAGAGUUAGACGAUGAUGAGGAUCUACCCGAACCAGAUGAAGAAGAUGAUGAAAAUGAAGAUGAUAACCAAGAAGAUCAAGAAUAUGAGGAAGUUAUGGAAGAAGAGGAGUAUGAAACCAAAGGAGGCCGUAGAAGAACAUGGGAUGAUGACUAUGUAUUGAAACGUCAGUUUUCUGCUCUGGUUCCUGCUUUUGACCCAAGACCUGGUCGUACUAACGUUCAACAGACGACUGACUUAGAAAUCCCUCCACCAGGUACACCUCAUUCAGAACUCUUGGAAGAGGUUGAGUGCAUGCCUUCACCACGUUUGGCACUUACCUUGAAAGUUUCAGGUCUCGGAACAACUCGAGAAGUAGAACUGCCCUUAACAAACUUUCGAUCUACCAUCUUUUACUAUGUACAGAAAUUGUUACAGCUUUCCUGUAAUGGCAAUGUGAAAUCUGACAAACUUAGACGUAUUUGGGAGCCAACAUACACAAUCAUGUACAGAGAAAUGAAGGAUUCUGACAAAGAGAAAGAAAGUGGAAAAAUGGGUUGCUGGUCAGUAGAGCAUGUGGAGCAGUACCUUGGCACUGACGAAUUACCAAAGAAUGACUUGAUAACCUACCUGCAGAAGAAUGCAGACUCAGCUUUCCUGCGCCACUGGAAAUUAACCGGCACUAAUAAAAGUAUUAGGAAAAACAGAAAUUGUUCCCAACUCAUAGCUGCAUACAAGGAUUUUUGUGAACAUGGAUCAAAAUCUGGAUUAAGUCAAGGGGCCAUUUCGACUCUUCAAAAUUCCGAUAUCCUUAGUUUGGCAAAGGAACAACCUCAGGCCAAAGCUGGCAGUGGGCAGAACUCCUGUGGAGUAGAAGAUGUUCUGCAGUUACUUCGCAUUUUGUAUAUAGUUGCCAGUGACCCUUACACAGCACGAACUUCUCAAGAAGAGGGAGAUGAACAUCCUCAGUUUAACUUUCCACCAGAUGAAUUCACAAGCAAAAAAAUUACUACAAAGAUUCUGCAACAGAUUGAGGAACCCUUGGCACUAGCAAGUGGAGCUUUGCCAGACUGGUGUGAGCAGCUAACAAGCAAGUGUCCUUUCUUAAUUCCAUUUGAAACAAGACAGUUGUACUUCACAUGCACAGCAUUUGGAGCAUCAAG